Yamadazyma jaroonii is the source of this 1245-nucleotide messenger RNA. NCBI's taxonomy places the organism in Eukaryota, Fungi, Ascomycota, Pichiomycetes, Serinales, Debaryomycetaceae. The record is from the annotation of a GenBank genome assembly.
AUGGAAGAUAAAAAGUUAUUAUCAACAUCUUCCCCCGAAGGUAUUCAAAUCGCCUCGAAAAUUACACCUGAAAGAUUAGCUAAUUUGUUAAUUCGUAAGGGUCCAUUACCAAUUCGUCAUAUUACCAACCAAUUGUCUUUAGAAGUUCAAGGCUUCAACCAAUUAUCAUUAUCUAAACAAAGAAGAUUAAUUAUGGCUGCAAUGGAACAGACUGACACUGCAAACAAUGUUGUAUUUGAAAAAAUUGGUUGGGGUCAGUGGGCUGUUAGAAAAGUCGACAGUGAUUACAUUGUUACUGAAGGAACUGACCCUGAUAAUAAUUCAACAAUGGAUUCCAAAAUGAGUAGUUCUCCUGGUAAUGUAGGUAACGAAGAGAAGCAAAUCAAUGUGAAUGAUUUAAGAAAACAACCAAAUUUGAAAUUAGGUUGGUCUAAAAAGAAAGAUAGACGUGAAUCUAUUACUAACAACAAAUCAAAUUUACAUAAUGUCAAAUUACCCAAUGAAAAGUUAAGCACUAGUGCAAUCGUUUCUGAUUCAGAAGAGGAUUCAGAUGACGAUAUCGAUGACAUAGAGGAAGAUGCUAUUGAGGAUGCCAUUGAGGAAAGCUCUAGUGAAGAGGAAAGCAGUGGGAGCGAUGACUUGUUCAAAUUCGAUCACGAGUUAGAGUCAAAGAGAUCUCCUCCAAUCAAAUUCGCUAAUAGAGUUCCAUUGAAAUUGAGUCCUCCACCGAAUAAUAUCAAUUCUGGUUCAAGAAGAAAAUCUUCCAGUUCGAGUGUGGUGAAAAAUACCAACUACAAGCAGAUUUUUAAUCGUUCGAGAUUGAAUUCCUUGGACAAUUUGGAUAAUUAUAUUAUCUCGUCUGCAAAAAAUUCAAAUUUAUCAUUCAAUUCUCCACCACCUCCACCACCAGCUAUUGCUAUGCAAAAUAUUUCAGGUUCACCUUUGUCGUCAUGGAGUUCAAACAAUUACGGUAAUUCACCCAGUAAUGGUGAUAUGAUUCAUAAUCGUCGUAAAUCAUCGUUCAAUGAAUCUAAUAUCAGAUCUACUUUAUCAUCAUCGAUACCUUCAUCAGUCGCAACACCAUCCAACUCACAUAUAUUAUUGAACAAGCUGCAUGAGAACAGUUUGUCGGAUACCGACGAAGAGGAUUGGGCUACAAUAGGUGCCGAAAGUUUAAGGCAAAAUAAUUUGGAUUCAGAUGAAACUAAGGCAGCUUUGGCUUUAGUAGACUUGAUGUCUGUAUAA